Trichomycterus rosablanca is the source of this 4124-nucleotide messenger RNA. RefSeq names its product ubiquitin carboxyl-terminal hydrolase 34-like. The transcript is spliced from 21 exons. The coding region runs from base 1 to 3249 and encodes 1082 amino acids. Lineage: Eukaryota; Metazoa; Chordata; Actinopteri; Siluriformes; Trichomycteridae. The record is from RefSeq and is a predicted model, not a curated record.
AUGUGGCUUUGUUUGUUCCCGCAGGUGGAGGUGCUGUCUGAGGAGGAGGGAGAAGAGGAGGAUGAAGAGGAGGACAUCCUGUCUCUGGCGGAGGAAAAGUACCGGCCUGCUGCUCUGGAGAAGAUGAUCGCUCUCAUCGCCCUGCUGGUGGAGCAGUCCCGCUCCGAGAGACACUUGACUCUCUCUCAGAGCAACAUGGCGGCUCUGACAGGAGGGAAAGGUUUCCCCUUCCUGUUUCAGCACAUUCGGGACAGCAUCAACAUCCGACAAACCUGUAACCUCAUCUUCAGCCUGUGCAGAUACAAUAACAGGCUCGCAGAACACAUUGUCUCCAUGCUCUUCACAUCUAUAGCCAAGCUCACACCUGAGGCGGCGAAUCCCUUCUUUAAGCUGUUGACGAUGCUGAUGGAGUUUGCUGCAGGUCCUCCUGGCAUGCCCUCAUUCGCUUCCUACAUUCUUCAGAGGAUCUGGGAGGUGAUUGAAUAUAAUCCAUCCCAGUGUUUAGACUGGCUGGCGGUUCAAACCCCUCGCAAUAAACUCGCUCACAGUUGGGUGCUGCAGAACAUGGAGAACUGGGUGGAGCGCUUCCUGCUGGCACACAACUACCCUCGUGUCCGGACAUCGGCUGCGUAUCUGUUGGUGUCACUCAUCCCCAGCAACUCGUUCCGUCAGAUGUUUCGCUCCACGCGAUCUCUCCACAUCCCCACGCGAGACCUGCCCCUGAGUCCCGACACCACCGUCGUCCUCCACCAGGUCUAUAACCUCCUGCUGGGACUGCUGGGCCGGGCUAAGCUCUACGUAGACGUGGCAGUACAUGGCACAACCAAACUGGUGCAGUACUUCAGCUUCAUGACCUACUGUCUGAUCUCCAAGACAGAGAAGCUGAUGUUCUCCAGCUACUUCAUGGACCUCUGGAACCUCUUUCAACCCAAACUGUCAGAGCCGGCCAUCGCCACCAACCACAACAAGCAGGCGCUGCUGUCGUUCUGGUACAACGUGUGCGUGGACUGCAGCGAGAACGUGCGCCUGAUCGUACAGAACCCCGUGGUGACCAAGAACAUCGCCUUCAACUACAUUCUGGCCGACCACGACGACCAGGAGGUGGUGCUGUUCAACCGCGCCAUGCUGCCCGCCUACUACAAAAUCCUGCGUCUGUGCUGCGAGCAGUCGGCUUCCUUCACCCGCCUGCUCGCCUCGCACCAGAACAUCCAGUGGGCCUUCAAGAACCUCACGCCUCACGCCAGCCAGUAUCCGGGAGCGGUGGAGGAGUUGUUCAACCUGAUGCAGCUCUUCGUGGCUCAGAGGCCGGACAUGAGGGAGGAGGACCUGGAGGACAUCAAACAGUUCAAAAAGACCACCAUCAGCUGCUACCUGCGCUGCCUGGACGGCCGCUCCUGCUGGACCACGCUCAUUAGUGCCUUCCGCGUGUUGUUGGAGAACGAUGAGGACCGGUUGCUGGUGGUCUUUAACCGGGGACUCAUCCUCAUGACCGAGUCGUUCAACACCCUGCACAUGAUGUACCACGAGGCCACUGCAUGUCAUGUGACCGGUGACCUGGUGGAGCUGCUCUCCAUUUUCCUGUCAGUAUUAAAAGCAACCAGACCUUAUCUACAGAGGAAAGAUGUAAAGCAGGCUCUGAUUCAGUGGCAGGAGAGGAUCGAUUUUGCACACAAACUGCUGACGCUGCUCAACUCCUACAGUCCUCCAGAACUCCGCAACGCCUGCCUGGAUGUGCUAAAGGAGCUGGUGCUGCUGAGUCCACACGACUUCCUGCACACACUGGUGCCCUUCCUGCAGCACAAUCACUGCACCUACCACCACAGCAACAUCCCCAUGUCAUUCGGACCGUAUCUGCCGUGCAGAGAAAACAUCAAGCUGAUCGGGGCGAAGAACAACAUUCGUCCUCCACGACCUGAACUCAACAUGUGCCUCCUGCCCUCCAUGGUGGAAACCAGCAAGGGUAAAGACGAAGUGUACGACAGGAUGUUGAUGGACUACUUCCUGUCCUAUCACCAGUUCAUUCAUCUGCUGUGUCGAGUCGCCAUCAACUGUGAGAAGUUCACAGAGACGCUCGUCAAACUCAGUGUAUUAAUGGCAUAUGAAGGAUUACCGCUGCACCUUGCCUUGUUCCCUAAACUGUGGACUGAGCUCAGCCAGUCUCAGUCCACGUUAGCCAAGACGUGUGUGAAGCUGCUGUGUGAGGAUCCUGCGUUCGGAGAAUAUAUCAAGUGUAUUCUGAUGGACGAGAGGACCUUCCUCAACAACAAUACCGCUUACUCCUUCCUCACCUGCUUCCUACAAAAGGUGCAGCCGCAGGUGUUGUCCGGGCCGAGCUGUGCCAACCUGAUCAGCGUGCUGGUCACCAACCUGCUGAACGAGUAUCACUCCCUCCAGCCUGAACUGACCAAUCAGAGUGCAGAGCUCAACAAGACCAGCAGCCUCCUCAACGCUGAUCUGCUAGCUUUGGUGCUGAUGUUGUCGGUACACACCCCUCAACAGCUGGACUCGGCACUUGGUCCGGCCCUGCAAGAGCUGCUCAACAAAUGCACGGCCUGCUUACAGCAUCGCUCCACACACACGCUAGAGUCCAAAACCAAAGUGGAAGAGGAGGGGGCAACUCCGGUGAAGCGGCGGCGGGUCAGCGACGACGACCGGUCUUCAGCCAACAGUGCCACCCUAGUGGGCCCCACCUCCGCCUCACUGGUUCCUUGCUUGGAGCAGAAAGCGGAGCCGGCCGAGGCUCUAACACCUAACAGCACCUCAGACACCGAGACACGAGACUCAUCCCUCAUCGAUCCGGGCACGGAGCAGGACCCGCCUUCUCCGGAUAGCACCUCAGGCAAAGAGGAAAAAAUGGAGGCGUCAUCUUCAUCGUCGUCGUCGUCGCUGCCCGAGGCGUUCGGGCGAGCCGAGCCGGGGACGUCUGCCGGCCCGGAGGAAGAGGAGGGCGACGGAGAGGAAGAGCGGAAAGACACGAAGCGACCGAAGGAGCGCGAACGAGAGAACGCUGCGAAGCCCGGCUCAUCUUCUGCGGACGACUCCAUACUGCAGUCUGCUUUACAGGACGCCGACGAGGGGCGGGGCUGUGGCCUUCAAGAGGCGGAGCCAGGGACAGGCCACUCCCCUGCAGUGAAUCCCAUGCCGGACAUCCUGGACGUGCUUCAUCGUACGGUGGAGGCGGCGAUCGCUGUGGUUAAUAAACUGACCGCUGGAGGUAAAGGCGGCGGCGCACACCCCUCCGCCUUGUGAUGUCACUUUUUUGCCCCAGAAGUGGUUCAUCUUGUUUAGUUUAUUUACUGUUCAGUGUUAGAGUUGCUGAAAACGCCGGAAAGUCAAUCACAAACAAAACCUGACUGAUUUUAGCGGCUGUAGCACGUCUUAAAGAGCAGAGAAAGAAAAAAAACGUUUUCAGUUCCUUAUUUUUAUUUGAAGUGGUUAAAAUAAUUGUUUUGUUUGCGCUUGCUGUACCGAGACGGGGACAGGUUUACAGUUUUAGUCCUUUGAUUUCUAAUUUAAUUUGCAUUUUUUAAUCCCGUAUGUUUGUAUGUAUGUAUGUAUUAUUAUUAUUAUUAUUAAUGUCUCCUGUGCCAGUUUUGUACUUAAUGAAGCGAAGUGGGAGUGAAGUCGCCUCGCCGGUUGUUUUUUUUUUUUUUUUUUUUGUGGUUGAUAUCAAAACUAUGUUUACUUGUUCACUGAACGGAGAAAAACCCCAGAACCACGACAAACUUGAUUCUGUUAGGAAUCUUCUACUUGUUACCUGGCGUUGUAAAUGAGAAGAAUAAAGUAUAUAUGUAAGAAAUAUGUAUACAGUAUAUAUGAAAGGUGAUGCUGAUAUAUACUGUAUAUAUAUAUAUGUGGAUGAAUCUACUGUGUAUAUACAUAUGCUGUAUAUGUAUAUAGACUUAUUGGUGCUUUAUAUCACACACAGAGAAUGUGUUGCUUGAAUAAAGCACACCUGACGGAACUGUCGGAGCUAUAUUUUAUUUACCGAAAUACAUUCCAUAAUCUAUCGUAUGUCAUUCUUGCAUUUUUUUUUUUUCUUUUUUUUUUUCCUUGUUGCUUUUCUCCUCUCUUGAUUUAUUUUAAUAUAGGAUAACUUAAUAAAAUUUUAAUAUGAUUUAAUU